This is a messenger RNA of Anastrepha ludens (Mexican fruit fly), 328 nucleotides long. RefSeq lists its product as uncharacterized. The transcript is spliced from 2 exons. The record is from RefSeq and is a predicted model, not a curated record. Bases 5 to 328 code for a protein of 107 amino acids. Lineage: Eukaryota; Metazoa; Arthropoda; Insecta; Diptera; Tephritidae.
UAAAAUGCCGAGAACAAGUGAAAAGCAAAAACUUCUAAAAUUAUUAGAAGUAACAGCGCUAAAUGAUUUGAUGAUUCUGGAAUUCUUUUGUGAGGACGAAGAAGAGAAAAAAAACAAAGAAGAUGAAAUAUUGGAGGAACUUUCAAUUGUGUUGGCCCUAGGUGUAGAAUGCAGAUACAGUGUACCAUUUAUCCAAAAUAGCGUGCCUAAAUGUAAGGUAUUUUUAAAGGAAGUUUUAUGGGAACUUGAUGAAAGCAGAUUCAAGAAGAUUACACGUGUGACUUGGAAAACGUUCGAUGUUAUUUUAAAUGGAUUGGAUUGCAGGUGA